Molecule: messenger RNA, 2452 nt
Organism: Ruditapes philippinarum (Manila clam)
Lineage: Eukaryota; Metazoa; Mollusca; Bivalvia; Venerida; Veneridae
Product: ryncolin-1-like
Exons: 1
Coding region: 990-1769 (259 amino acids)
Source: RefSeq, a predicted model, not a curated record
AGUUACGAACUAUUUUAACGUAAGUUUAAGAAAAAAAACUUACAAACGUUUUGUGAAAAACACUUACGAUUUACGUAAGUCUCAGGUCGGCCUUUGUUGGAAUUGGAAAUGUGUUUUUCAUUAUCGCGGAAAAGAAUAACUGUGCAAAUGUAUCUUCCAUACGUUACUGUACACCUUACACUAAUUUCUAAUGGAAGUACGAGUAGAAACACAUGUUUUAUCAAAUCUUACGUUUUGUUUUCACAUUUUCCUUGUAAACUAAAUGCCUGAAUAUUUCGCGCUCUGAAACCGAUGGAAUGGACAUAACUUAUACAGACGGUGCGUUAUAAAGACGUAAAAGGUUUCUUUACCAAACAUUUAUAAAAUUAAGAUUAUAUAAAUAAAACGAACUUAUUUCAGAACUGACAAUGUUGAUUUAUCAAGGUUUACUGUGUUAUCUUUACUUGAAUUCAAUAUACGGAUUGACACUUUAUCAAAUUAAUGACAGACUGAGUUACAUUGAAGAUAGAAUAAAUGCAGAAAGCAAGUUUAGGAGAGAUGAUUUCGGUUCAUUGUAUCAUGAGAUUUCUUCCAUAAAAGAAAUGCUUCAACAAGUUUUGGAGAGUAACAGUGAUGGGAAAGAAACUAAACAUACUGAUGAAGUAAAAGAACACACUAGUAAAGAAUUAGAAGAAAAGAUUCAUCGACUGAGUAUUGGUUUUAAAGAGGAGAAAAUGACAAAUAGUCGAAUAAGACGAAAAACACACGAAUUACAACGACAAGUUACCGAUCUAAGAACCCUUACAGACAAAAGCUCUAAAAUCCUUGCAGACAAUUAAAAAGGAAUAGAACAUCUUACAAAGAAAACUGGAGAAUAUCAAAAUGAUAGCAAACAGUUACAAAGUGCUUUGACCAAAAUUGGGAUUUGUUCUGUAAACUUUACUGAACAAUAUGAAAACAAACAGAAUAUUCAAGAAGAAAAACUUGACAAACUUAAGGCAAUUACUGAAAUGAUACAGGAAAGCACAGAACAACUGAAGCAAGAACAAGAAAAGAGUUUUGAUGAUAUUUACAAUGCGACCAAGAGAUUAGAAGAAAAAAUUGAUGGCAUAGAAAACAUUGUCAGUAAGGCGACUUCGUGUCUGGACCUGUAUAACAACGGAUUUAAAUCAAGCGGUAUAUAUCAGAUAUAUAUUAUUAAACAAGAAAAACUGCUGUCUGUCUACUGUGACAUGGAUACUGACGAUGGAGGUUGGACAGUCUUCCAACGACGUCAAGAUGGAAGUGUGGACUUCUAUCGAGACUGGGAAGACUAUAAGACUGGAUUUGGUGAUUUGAAUGGUGAGUUUUGGCUUGGGAACAACUACUUAAAUCUACUGACCGAUGAUGAUAGACAGCACGAGCUUAGAAUUGAUCUAGAAGACUUUGAUGGAAAUCGUGCAUAUGCAAAGUAUAGAAGCUUUAAAAUUCUGCCGGAAAAAAUGAAGUACAUACUCGAAGUUGGUAAUUACAAUGGAAAUGCCGGAGAUUCUCUUGAAGCAUCAAACAAUAAGGGACAUAUACAUGAUGGAAUGGAAUUCAGCACCAAAGAUAAUGAUAAUGACAACUUAAGCGGACAUUGUGCUUCUAUGUAUAAGGGCGCCUGGUGGUUCAAUUAUUGUUUUGCCUCGCACUUAAAUGGUUUGUAUUCUCAAAAGGCAACUUGUACCGAAGAAUGGAAUUGCAUCAUUUGGAAUUCAUGGAAAGGUUCACAAACAUCCAUUAAGUUCACUGAAAUGAAACUCAGGUAAAGUUGUUUCUGAGAUAAGUGAAAUAACAUUAGCGAAUGAUGUUUAUACUGAACGGAUAAUUUUAAAUGAAUUCAAAGUAUUCCGAAAAGGAAAGUUUAAAUUGGUUUUGAAUUAUUGGAGUUUUCUAUUGUGUUGUCAUUAUAAUUGUUUGUUUAAAUGUUUUAUAUAUAUUAACAAUAUCACAUUUUACUUUUCCGUAAUAGUAAUGUUGCAUUAUGGAGGCGAGGACUUUUAUAAUAAUAAUUCGCAUAAGUAUGAAAUCUAUUAUGGCGUCAGUGUCUGUGAUUAAAUUUAAAGUGAAAUUAUGCCCACUUUUUUUUUGUGAAGUUGAGCUGAAUUUAAUAUUUAAAGAUUGACUGUUAUUAUCGUGAUUAACCAACAGUUAAAUUGGAAUAUAAUUAGGAUAAAAUCUGCCUAAAAUAUAAAGACUGUCCCACUCUUUUUAUAAAUUGAACAGAUAAAUUCCGAUGGCUAUUUAAAUUACAGAAACUUCUUUGGGCCAUGUGAUUUAUUUAUUAUUCAUGCGUAGUAAAUUUCAAAAUUGAAUGGAAUUAUGAUAAAAAUGUAAACUUAUUUUGACUUUUCCCUUUUCAAUCACUAUAUGCCCUUAGAUGGCUCUAGUGUCAUAUAUUAAACAUGACUGAAAACAGAUGUUUUAUUAUGUACAAAUUUAUGGACCUAUA